AUGGGCCGCUACAACUUCGCGGCCUCGCGUGUGCAUCGCGCCGCGACCCAGCUCCUCGAGACGAAGCGCCUGAAGGUCCCGCCGCCGUGGUAUGACGUGGUUGCCAAUGUGCCGCCUCCGCAGCAACUCGUCCGCCCGUUGCAGCGCACGUACAACGGGAAGGACGCACGGAAGAACAUCCGUAAGCCGUCCCACAUGUUCAAGCCCACCGAGCUCCACUAUCCCGAGGACGGCCUGCGGAAAGAGUUCUUCAAGGACCAUCCAUGGGAAUUGGCCCGGCCGAGGAUAAUAGUCGAGGAAGACGGUGCGGACGGAAAGAAGUGGGAUUGGAGCAAGAUCGUCCAGCCGGGCAAGAAGCUGGACGGUGAGAGCGUCGUUCAACGCCAGCGUUGGCUCAUGCAGCAUGCCAAGCUAGACAAAGCCACGGCUUACGAUCAAGCGCGCCGGGAAUUCUACGAUUUCCGGCACAAGGAGGCCAUCGAGCAGCGCAUCGCCAAGGAGGAGGCGCAGGCUGUGGGCGCAUACUUCGGCCUGGGCCCGCUUGAGGUGGGCAUGGGCCUGGAAGACGAGGCCUUUGAGCACUGGAAAGCCUGGGCGCUCAAGGAAAUCGAGCUGCAGCACCAGACGCAUGCCGCCAUGUACAGCGGUGCCGACCCGUCGGCGACCCCUGAUGCUGAGGACCCCGACACCCUGGCAGCCACUGAAGAGCUCGAGGAUAGCAUACCGGCAACAAAGGCCGGGCAGGAAGCCCGCGGAGGUGCGCUGCUCCACCCGUAA
This is a messenger RNA of Diplodia corticola, 777 nucleotides long. Its product is annotated as mitochondrial 37s ribosomal protein rsm25. NCBI's taxonomy places the organism in Eukaryota, Fungi, Ascomycota, Dothideomycetes, Botryosphaeriales, Botryosphaeriaceae. The transcript is spliced from 2 exons. The coding region runs from base 1 to 777 and encodes 258 amino acids. Gene Ontology annotation, molecular function: structural constituent of ribosome. The record is from RefSeq and is a predicted model, not a curated record. Gene Ontology annotation, cellular component: mitochondrial small ribosomal subunit.